AUGACUAGAAGAAAAUCGGAUCAUCCCAUUCCAGAGAAGCCGGAGCCUCCGUUCCCAAUUGUUACUGAUUUCUGCGACAUAGUUUGCGGCUUUGGUCGUGGGUCUGCUGAACUGGGAAUACCGACUGCCAAUGUGCCUAUUGAACAGCUACCAAAGAGCGUAAAUGACUUGAAACUGGGAGUAUACUUUGGGUAUGCCAAGAUCAAACCGGUCGAGCAUGAAGUUGGCACUGUGACUAGGAGUGACGGAAGAGAUGUGCGGAUUGACUACGCUCGAGAUUUAAAGAAAGACAGCGGUGAUCUAAGCAUACUUCCGGUCGUACUAUCAGUAGGAAAGAAUCCUUUUUAUGGAAAUGACUUCAAAACGGUGGAAUUACACAUUAUACACAACUUUAAGGACGAUUUUUACGGUGCCAAGGUCAAAUUCAAUAUUCUAGGCUAUAUUAGACCAGAACUGGACUACACCACCAAAGAGGCACUGAUAGAAGACAUUCACAUAGAUAUCACGACUGCUCUCAAGGCUCUAGAGUCUCGGGAUUUUAGCGUUUACCAAUCGCAGCUGAAAGACCAAGAGCUUUCAAGCCGUUAA
Molecule: messenger RNA, 588 nt
Organism: Torulaspora delbrueckii
Lineage: Eukaryota; Fungi; Ascomycota; Saccharomycetes; Saccharomycetales; Saccharomycetaceae
Gene: FMN1
Product: riboflavin kinase
Exons: 1
Coding region: 1-588 (195 amino acids)
Biological process (GO): riboflavin biosynthetic process; FMN biosynthetic process
Cellular component (GO): mitochondrion
Molecular function (GO): riboflavin kinase activity
Source: RefSeq, a predicted model, not a curated record